Messenger RNA from Staurois parvus, 439 nucleotides. Lineage: Eukaryota; Metazoa; Chordata; Amphibia; Anura; Ranidae. The record is from the annotation of a GenBank genome assembly.
GUCACAUGACGUCCUCCCAUUCUCAGUGCGCAGCGUUGCAAUCGGCUGGCACUGAUGAUCAGUGUGCCCUGAUGAUCAGUGUAGCCCCAGCAGUGCCACCUGUCAGUGUCCAUCAGUGCCACAUCAAUGCCUACCAGUGCACAUCAAUGCCACAUAUCAGUGCCCAUCUGAGCUGCCUUUCAGUGUAACCCGAUCAGUGCCACCUAUCAGUGCUGCCAAUCAGUGCCACCUAUCAGUGCCAGUCAGUGCCGCCUAUCAGUGCCACUUAGUGCCGCCUACCAGUGCCAGUCAGUGCCGCCUAUCAGUGCCAGUCAGUGCCGCCUACCAGUGCCAAUCAGUGUCGCCUAACAGAGCCAUAUAUCAGUGCUGACUUUCAGUGCCCAUCAGUGGUGCCUAUCAAUGCCCAUCAGUGCCACCUACCAGUGCCUCCUCAUCAGUG